Messenger RNA from Vitrella brassicaformis, 3557 nucleotides. Lineage: Eukaryota; Vitrellaceae. The record is from the annotation of a GenBank genome assembly.
GCUCCUUCGAGAGAUCUGAUGUCGGCAUUAGUCAUCUGCAUCGUCAACCUUGAGCCGAUUCCUCGUUUGUUUUUCCACUUGCGCACGAGAGGUGUGUUCUGACAACUCUUCAUGUCGACGGCGGCGAACAAAGAGCCACUGCAGGAGUACCAGUGAAGCGACAGGAGGGUUCGCGUCGUGCCGCCCCGCCGUUUUCUGCCGUUGCGGCUGGAGUACCAACGAUGGCAGCCCAAGAUGAGGACGAAUAUGGCGAAUCCGAAGGUAGUAUUGCUUAUUGAGGACGAUUGCAGCGAGGACAGGCAUCCUUGCGUUCGCUCAGGUGACAGUGGUCGCGGUCCCACGCCGUUUUUCUUCCGUCCAUCAGCUGGUGCGGCCAAGGCCAAACCGGCGGCCGCCAAGGCAAAGACGGCAGCCAAGCCCGCAGCCAUGGACGAAGAUGACGACGCCACAGGUCAGCCAGUGCACAAGACGGACAGACAGACAGGCAGACAGACAGACCACUCUGCGAUCUUGGACAUCUAAUUCAAGUUCGGUGUCAUUCAGACGAGGACGAUGGUUCAGAAGAGGACCUGAAGGAUAACAAGGAAGGAAGGAGUAAUUCACACUGAUCGGCACCCGAACAAACAUUCGUGUGCUUGUUUCGUCCCUCUGUGUCGUGUCUGCUCGUUACUGCGUGCAGCCAAGGCUAAACCCAACGCGGCACCCAAGUCAGCGGCAUCUAGGCGCAGCAUGAAGGCCUCACCGAAGAAGCCCGUCGAUGACGACUCGGAAACCGGUCUGUCAGUCAGUCAGUCCGAGCACACACGCCAGACGUGAACACUUCUGCAUGUGUGUGUGUGUGUGUGUGUGUGUGUGUUUGUAUGUGCAGACGAGGAUGAGGCGCCCCGACAGAGGGCUCCGAAGGCCGGCGACAAGCGGAAGGCACAGCAGGCAGUCAGCCAGCUUGCUGAAGCCACCAAGGGAGGUACGCUGGUUGGGGUGGCGGCGGGGUAAGGAGGACUCAAAAGAAAUCUCUCUUUCCUUUCUCUCCCUCUCUCUCUCUGUUGGUGCGUAUCGAACAGGCGAUGUGUGUGGCCGCAAAGUGUACGUGGGCAAUCUGCCGUCCGGUGUGACAGAGAAACAGCUGCGCGAGGCCUUCAGUACUUGCGGCAGGAUCGAGGAGCUUCACGUCCCCGAGAAAGGGGAGAGGGGCUUCGCCUUCGUCACAUUCGCACACCUGGCGGGCGCCAAGAGAGCUCUCGAGUUCCGCGGGGCAGUCUUCCACGGCAGAAAGGUAAAUGUCAUGACACACAGCGCAGGGAAGGCAUGGCAUCGCAGAGCCACUGUGUGUGUGUGUGUGUGUGUGUGUGUGUAUGCAGCUGCGCGUCGCCCACCCAAACAGUGGCAGACCAAAAGGACCCAAACCUGACAGGGUACCCCCUACUCGUUCAUUCAUCCAUCCGCGCAUUAAUGUGUGUGUGUGUGUGUGUGUGUGUAAAAUGCGUGUGUAGUUGAAGAGUUUGCUGCUUCACAACCUGGCCAAGAAUGCCACCGAGGACGACCUGCACAACGCCUUCGAGGUUGCCGGUGAGAUCGAAAACGUCCACAUUCUCAAGAACUGGGAGACGCAGGAGGUGAGGGAAUGACCACACCAGGACACACGCAUUCACACGACCAUCGGCGGCCAUCACCUGCCCGCCUGCAGUCUCGUGGAGUGGCGUUUGUGAAUUUCGCGACCGAGGAGGGCUGCCUCGCCGCCAGCCAAAUUGAUGGCGUCCGCAUCAAGGGACAAACCAUAUCGGUCAGUCAGGCGGUCUGCCCACUGCACACAGACGCCACGUAUGCACUUACGCGUUGUGUGUGUAUCGGUGUGUAGAUGAAAUGGGGCCAUGACAGAGGCGCUCGGGGCCGCGCCGCUGCUGCUGCGGCGGCCAAUGGAGGUACGGGUGAAUGCAUCAAGAUGGGAUGGGAUGAAAUGGACACUCUUGUGUGCUGUUGUUCAGGUGAGGUCAGCGUCCGCGCUGUGGCGGUGAAGCGUGAGCACGACCCCUACGAUGGCGAGGACGGGCAGGGGGGUGCGGAGGACAUCAAGCAAGAGAGAGAGGCCGUCAAAGACGAGCCGCAUGACGUCAGUGCGAACGAGGAGGCCGGUGAAGAGGAUCUGCAGGACGACGGUGCGUAUCAACGACGCACGCCUGAGUGUCGGUGUGGCUCUCUGUUUCUGCUCCUGUCACUCAUGUGUGCAGACACCCAGCAGUGGGAGGCACGCCUCCGUGCGGCCUUCACCCGGAAGUGCACACACGGCUCCAAGACGCACGACUCAGCCUAUGACGACCUCACCCUGGUCGCCGUCGACCGUAACACCAACUGCACGGUUGGCUUCUACGUGACGGUCGGGCCAUUCUUCACCGAUCAGGACGAAGACGGCCACGGGGUAUAUGUCAGGGCAGGAGUCUGGUGCGACUCGAGGAGCCGCAUAUGGGACUUCAGGGGGCUGACCACGAGGCUUCGCCGCGUUCGGGGCGGCGCCAGCUUGCAGGAUCUCCUCGCCACGACAAAAAAGAUGGUGCUGGGGCCAGAUGGGAGGAAGAUCAUCAAGCACGACAAGGACACCGCCGGUCAGCGCAAGAGGGCGGCCAAGAGGUCGAUUGAGAACGGCAGCGGCGAGACCCCUCCAGCCAAACAGCGCCGCGAGUCAGGUACACAGUAGAGGGACACACACAGAAAAGGGCUGCGUCACCAUUGCGGCUGUGUCAUUAUGUGUGUGUUCUCGUGUCAUCAGGUGUGUCUGCUGGAUUGUCUGGUCGUCAUGCAGCUGCCGCUGCUGCUGCUGCUGCUGCUGCCGCAGCAGCAGCACCUGAGCAGCUGAGUCAGAUGAAGGCGCUGGUGCAGCUGACUCGCCGAGAGCUGAUGAGGGCCAUCAAAGUGGACCCUGACGACCUCAUACGUGACCUUGCCGAGACAAUGGACACGGUGAGGGAGAGAGGGCGGGUCGGGUCUGGUUGUGUGACGGCUGAUAGGACUCAAUGUGUUGUGCUGUCUGCCAUGCCUGCCUGCAGCACAAGAUGAACGGCGCUGCGUUGGCCGACAUCGGCCAGAUGGACAAGGAGGAGAUGCUCAAGGACAUGGAGCACUUAGGCAUCACGGCAUAUGGCCAGCAGCGGGCCCUCAAGCGAUGGAUCAAGCACGCCAUGGACAGCGGCGGGGUACCACACCACACACAGACUAUGUGCGUGGAUUGGCCGAUGGAUGACAUGUCGUUCUUUUCCUUGGUCAGGUCCGUGUGCCAAGUGCCAAGGUGGCCCAGACCGACGCAUCCAUGGAGAGAGGCUGAUAGUGCGCAAGCACAUUGGGAUGAGGUGAUGUCAUGCAAGCCAUUUUUGCCUGAUGAUGUGGCCUCCGGCGUUGGCUAGCUUCAAGUGUGAUGGUGCCCUGCCGCGGUUGGGAGUGAUGGUGCGGUGAGAUCGGGAUGUAUGUGCGUUGUUUUUCUGGACCCUCGUUGACGCAUCGAGUGGCAUUUAUGGACAUUCAGAGUCCUGACACAUGCAUCAUGUGGAUUCACUCAUUCUUGCCUUAAG